AUAUUGUAAACAGAAGCAGAGGAGAAAGAAUGCGCUGCAGUCAAUUAAGUGACUCACCCGAGUUGCUUUAAUUCGACUAAUGUCCGCGAGCCAGCGAGACGCAGAAAGGUGUCCGAUGCGCGUCAGCCUCUGAAGAAAAUCGCUCUCGCAGCACUUGUGAAGAAUAAUGGAGAACAUUUUUACAUUUCUCUUUGCUGACUUUUGAUCCAAAUCCAGCGAACGACGAGCAGAGGUUUCCCACAACUUGUUGAAAAACAACUGGAUUCUUAUUUCUGCCGUUUUAAGGAGGAAUUCCCAAAGCUUUCCAACUUUAUUUUCCGGCUUUUUUAUUUUGUUUGUUUGCUCCACUUGAGGCUUCACCAUCUCCAAAAACACUUUCCCAAAUCAAAUCAGUCGUCUCCGUUUGUUGCCUGCUCUUGGAUGAACUUCCUGAUGAGAGAUCCAGUCAUACAAGGAUCAAGUAUGGCAUAUCAUCCGUUUAUACCUCACCGGGGUCCGGAAUUUGCCAUGAGUGCAAUGCUCGGGCACCAGCCUCCGUUCUUCCCGGCCCUUGCUCUGCCUCCCACCGGCUCGCUGUCCCUGCCUGGCGCGCUGGGGAAGCCGAUCAUGGACCAGCUGAUGGGUGCCGCGGAGACCGGCCUGCAUUUCUCCUCGCUGGGGCACCAGGCUGCUGCCGCACACCUCAGGCCUCUGAAGACUCUGGAGCCUGAGGAGGAAGUCGAGGACGACCCCAAAGUUCACCUGGAAGCCAAGGAGCUGUGGGAACUGUUCCACAAGAGAGGCACGGAGAUGGUGAUCACGAAGUCCGGAAGGCGGAUGUUCCCCCCUUUUAAAGUGAGGUGCACCGGUCUGGACAAAAAGGCCAAAUACAUUCUCUUGAUGGAUAUUGUUGCAGCCGACGACUGCAGGUACAAGUUCCACAACUCGCGCUGGAUGGUGGCCGGGAAGGCCGACCCCGAAAUGCCAAAGAGGAUGUACAUUCACCCGGACAGUCCAGCUACUGGCGAACAGUGGAUGUCAAAAGUGGUCAAUUUCCACAAACUUAAGCUGACGAACAACAUCUCGGACAAGCAUGGAUUUGUAAGUUCAGCUAAUACCAUACUAAACUCCAUGCACAAAUACCAGCCUCGUUUUCAUAUCGUAAGGGCCAACGAUAUUCUCAAACUACCGUACAGCACCUUCAGGACUUACGUGUUCCCCGAAACGGAUUUCAUAGCAGUGACGGCUUAUCAAAACGACAAGAUAACACAGCUGAAAAUUGACCACAAUCCAUUCGCCAAAGGAUUCCGCGACACGGGCAAUGGAAGACGGGAAAAGAGGAAACAGCUGGCCCUGCAGUCCAUGCGCUCAUACGAGGAGCAGCAGAAAAAGGAGAACGGGGCUUCAGACGACUCCUCUGGAGAGCAGGCUCCCUUUAAGUGCUUCGGCCAGGCCUCGUCCCCUGCCGUGUCUACCGUGGGCCCCCCACACCUUAAAGAUUUCUGUGACAGCGACGAGGACAGCGACGAUGAGAGCAAAGAUGGGCACCUCAAAGACGUCCCGGACUCUAGCAAGAUUUCCACGACCACAGAGGACAGCAAGGAGCACGAGGCGAGCCCAGCUAAAGGGCAUGCCUUCAGUAACAGUGACACUACCAGUAGGAACAGGGACAGCAGCGCCAGGACAGAGAAAAGCCAGGCGGACUCGCGACAGAGCCCCAUCACGCUCAUCUCCAGCACCACGCGCUCUGGAGAGGAGCUGAAGAGCCCGAGCCAGGAGCAACCCAAAACGGAUGAGUGCAGGCCUAUAGGCAAAGAGAGUUUCAUGCCUUUGACAGUGCAGACUGAAAGCGCACACAUAGGCCACGGACACUUGCAUAAUUUCGGAUUUCCAACGGGCCUCACAGGACAGCAGUUUUUCAAUCACCUCGGGAGCGCGCACCCGUUUCUCUUGCACCCAAGUCAGUUCAACAUGGGAGGCGCGUUCUCAAACAUGGCUGCGGGCAUGGGGCCACUAUUGGCAGCUGUGUCCACGGGAGGGGUGAGCACCAUGGACACGGCAAGCAUGGUAUCAUCCCCGCAAAGCUUGACGGGAGCGCCCGGCUUGCCCUUUCAUCUGCAGCAACAUGUCUUGGCAUCACAGGGCCUUGCCAUGUCUCCCUUCGGCAGCCUCUUCCCCUAUCCGUACACGUACAUGGCAGCAGCCGCGGCAGCCUCCUCCGCUGCUUCCUCCUCGGUGCACCGGCACCCCUUCCUGAACGCAGUGCGCCCCCGACUCAGGUACAGCCCUUACUCCCUUCCCAUGACGGUACCGGACAGCACCCUGCUUACCACCGCCCUGCCCACUAUGGCCGGCAGCGGGGCCGACUUGAAGGGGGACGGGAUAGUCCCCGCGAGCCCUGUGUCCGGUGUCACCCUGGACUCCACGUCAGAGGUGACCAGUCACUCGUCCACCAUUUCCUCGGGGUCGGUUUCCUUGUCCCCAAAAACUUGCACCGCGGAGAAGGACGCGGCUAACGAGCUGCAGAGCAUCCAACGCUUGGUCAGCGGAUUGGACUCGAAUCAGGACAGGCCACGGAGCGGUUCCCCCUAGGAUUUUCCCUUUUCUUUUUUAACGCACCACCUGCUUUUCGUCUCGUUGUCGUCAUGAAAAGUGAAAAGUGUUGACGGUGAUGAAGACAUUAACAGUAGGAGGACACCCUCGUAGAUUCAUGCAGAUCGUAAAGAGGAAAAAAUAAAGAAAAAGAUGAACAGUUGGACGUUUUAGUUCUGAAAUGCACUUUGGUUAAUACACAUCUGAUAUGUAUAUUUUUUUCAUUUGUUUUGUUAAAUUAAACAACACUUUUAUCCUGUCAUUUGAAUACCGUACAAGUAUUGAAACUGAAAAGUUGACAUGGGUGUGACUAAACAAGUUUUUGAGGAGAAGUUGCUGCUGUGUCCUGUCUCCGAAAACUUUUAAUGUACACAAGGAGAAACGUGGUUAAUAUGCACUCUGAAUGGAUUGGACUUGUUUGAAUUCACCACCGUUUAACCUACCUUUGCAAGACUGCUGUAUUUUUUUAACACUUAUUCUUUGAUUGGCCAAAAGUUGCAUGCCCUCUAAAACCCCAACUAAUGUUAUUUAACGCUAAAAACUGAACGAAAAGUUUUCAAAAAUAUCUCCUUUCCUCAAUAUUAUCUUUUCUUUUCUUAUUCAUUCUCCAUUAGGUUAUCAAUUUCUUAAAGUGUGUUUCUUUGUUUCAUGCCUUUUUGAAUCCAGAAUAUAGGCCCGGUGCUGCGUAAAAAUUUUUUGGCCCAAGCAUGCUCAAUUCAGCCCAAAUGUCCAGCAGGCAAAGGGAAGCGGAAAUUUAAAUAUUGAGAAAUGGAAAGGUAUUGAUUAAAAGGUGUAAAUAGGGAUAUAUAAAAUAUUUAUGUAAUUAUUUCAUAUUGUUAUUGCGUGUAAAUACAACGGAGUAGUUUGUUUUUAGGAAUCUGUUCUUAAUUUAUUGUUGACAUACCUGUGUAAAAAGACAGUUUGUGGGCUAUUAUCCUUUCGUUGCCAUCUACAUUUAUACAACCCCCUUUUCUCCCAAAUAUCCACUGAGCUAGUUAUUCCCACUCACGUGCCAUUGUAUUUUCAUUUUUUAUUGUCCCCCGUGUGUAAAGUGCUACUGUUUCAAAACGAAUGAUAAAAGCGACAACGCACUGCACCAAUGGCUUGAGUUUUUUUAUUUUCGAGAAAAGGAAACAGAAGUGUUGUUCAAGUGUGAAAGAAGUGGACUCUUUUUCCUGUUGUUUAAAUAAUUUGCGAAGCUGAACGUAAAAGUGCCGCAUAAUCGAAAAAGAUGAAGGUUUCUUUUUUGUGUUUUUUUUCUUAUGUUGUCAAUGGGUUCUGUUGUGUUGGAGUUAUGUCUAGUUUACAACAUCGACAUCGUGUUCUUGAAAGUUUCAAUAAAAUAUUGAAAUGUUGA
Messenger RNA from Notolabrus celidotus (New Zealand spotty), 3928 nucleotides. RefSeq names its product T-box transcription factor 3a (gene tbx3a). Gene Ontology annotation, cellular component: nucleus. Gene Ontology annotation, molecular function: RNA polymerase II cis-regulatory region sequence-specific DNA binding; DNA-binding transcription factor activity, RNA polymerase II-specific. The record is from RefSeq and is a predicted model, not a curated record. Gene Ontology annotation, biological process: cell fate specification; cardiac chamber development; regulation of transcription by RNA polymerase II. NCBI's taxonomy places the organism in Eukaryota, Metazoa, Chordata, Actinopteri, Labriformes, Labridae. The transcript is spliced from 7 exons. Bases 421 to 2571 code for a protein of 716 amino acids.